GCCGUGCCGAUGCCACGUGGGAGGCGGCGGAGCCGCCGUCGCCGCCGGGCCGGAGUCGCGGCCCCGCUAACGCUGGGGACGGCGCUCGCCGGCCGCCGCGAGGAGGGGAGGUCGCGGAGCCCCCGGGACCGCGCCGGGAUCGCCGAGACCCGAUGGGUGCUCGGCGCGGUGGCGCCCGGCUCGCGGCUCGGCCUCCCGGGCCUAGAAGCGCUGGCGGCGGCGGCCGGGCCUAGGGGCGGCUCCCCGCCCUGGGCGGCUCCCUCGCUGCUGCAGGUGCCGGCGGCGGCCCAGCCGGCCCCGCGGCGGGACGGCAGCGACCUGCCCGCCGGCGCGCCCGCCGCCCUGGCCGUGCUGCGGCUUCAGCCCGGCGCCGAGGGCUCGGCGCGGGCGGCAGCGGCGGCGGCCGGGGCCGCGCCGCGCCUGCGGACCGUCUACGUGAACCCGCGCUGGCUGGAGCGCCAGGCCGCGCUGGGGGCGGCGGCGGCAGCGGCGGCGGCCGCCAGCCCCUGCGCCGAGGCGGCAGCGGCGAGCGGCGCGGCCGGGGCCCCGGCUCCGGCUCCGGCUCCGGCCCCGGCCCCGGCCCCGGCUCCGACUCCAGCUCCGGCGGCGGCGGCGGGGCAGGGCGAGGCCGAGGCGGCGGCUACCCCCUACGUGGGGCUGCGGCGGCCGCUGGGCUACAAGUUGGCCAAGGCCACCAAGGAGCGGAUCUGGCGGGGGGAGUUCAUUGACCUCUUUUCCUUGCUCCACACAGAGCUGGCCCCCGAGCACGGCCCGCGCCCGGGGGACACGCUGGACCAGUGGGUCUCGGCCUUCCUGGUGUACGCCAGCGUGCUGUGCGAGAAGCACCCUGCGCGCUGCGGAGCCAUGUUCAAGUACCUGGACACCAUCCGCAAGCUGCACGCCACCUACGGGGGCACUUCCUGGAUGAACUACGAUGAGGACUUCCGGCGGCGGGCGGCCAAGAACCCCUCGCUGCCCUGGGGCGACGUCGACUUGGACCUGUGGAUGAAGUGGAUGGCGCCCCUCAAGUCGCUUGUCCCCAGACGCCUGCGUACUGAGAGCGAGACACAGGCCUCUCCGGCCCAGCCGCCACCGCCGGGCCAGAGCCCCAAGCAGGAGGAGAAAAGCCAGACUCCAUGAAAACAGAAGACCAGUUGGGAUGGGAGUCAGAAUAAGUGGCCUGACUCCGUUGGUGUUUAAGUGGAGCUCUGGUAUUCUAGUGCAUUCUUUUACCUCUGCUUCUGUUGCGUUGCAAGCUGUGCUAGAGAAGACGUAGGAAAUUCAUUUUACCCAAUCAGCAAUUGUAACAAUGGACUACAAACCUGCAGAGCAAGCCAGUUUGCUGGAAAACAGGAAUUCCUGCAGCGCAGCACUUGUCACAGACUAUCCAAAGAGGGCAAAGAUUCAGGAAGGUGAAUAAAUUGAACACUGGUUGAAUGAGGUCAGGAACGCUCUCCUGGAGGAGAAUCCUGCCCUAAAAUACUACUUUGAAAGUAAAAGCCAAUUUAAUGCGCAGAUUAAGCCUUCUCAUUUGACCAAACUUGUGUGCAAUCCUGGAUCUUUGCAGAUCACAACCGGACACUUCAAAACCCUAUGUAUUAUAUUUGUUUAAAAAAAAUAAAUCAUAACUUGUCUUGUUACAGCUGUUACUUUUGCCAUUUCAUUGAGAGUAUCUGCAACAUAAAUGUGUAUUUGACUCAGAAAAGUAUCAUACACUUGGGAUAAUAACUCAGGUUGUCAGCAGAAUUAUUCUGUGAGGCUCAGUAUCCUCUUUCCAUUGUUCUGCAUUAACCAUUGCUGUCAUUGUCAGAUAGCCCAAUUGUGCAUUACAAAAUUCUUCAUCAAUUAUAAUGAUUGACCUAAGUUAUAAUUUUGUUUUUAUCCUAGUAGAAUACUAGUGACCAUCAGACUAGACAUUUGUAGUCUGGUGUUCAUGAAAAUCUUUUUCACUGAUUCACAGUUUUCAUUCUGCAUCUCAGUAUUUUGUUUUCUUCUCCUUUUUCCUUGCAUACUAAGGGGUGUGGUCAAGGUAAUACUAUGAUCCAGUAAUGCACAUGAUGGUAAGGGUUUGCCUUUAGUUGUUUCAGGUAAAAGCUGCCCUUAUGUCCUCUCUCAAUAUUUCAAAUAAUAUGCAUAACAUAAAGUGUUUGUAAAUUGAUAUCAAAUUGUUUGUGACUUCACCUAAAUAAAUUUUUAUAUUUAAAUGCUA
Messenger RNA from Serinus canaria (Common canary), 2209 nucleotides. RefSeq names its product skin secretory protein xP2-like. NCBI's taxonomy places the organism in Eukaryota, Metazoa, Chordata, Aves, Passeriformes, Fringillidae. The transcript is spliced from 3 exons. The record is from RefSeq and is a predicted model, not a curated record. Bases 10 to 1140 code for a protein of 376 amino acids.